AUGCCUGCCGUCGAAGCAACCCCCGUUUCAUCGUCUGAGUCCGGUCUUAUCAAGAUGGAAGACCGGAAGAGACCUGCCGUUCAUGAUCAGAAUGAUGCUGCGCCGCCAUCGAAGAGACAGGCGACUGCUAUCAACGGGAAUAAACCUCACCCAGAUGCCGAUAUGCCAUGGAAAGAUGACUUGGAGCGCUUCACGAAAGAUGCCAUUUGGCGCCAGAUGCAGGAGUUUAAGCGGGAAAAGGUCACAUUGGAAUCAAAGGUCAAAGAGAUGACAAAAGCCGCCACAUUUCACGAAGAUCACCUCCGGAUAAUCGAUGCCUGGUUCAAACAAUUAAUCGACGAAGUCAAAAUAUUGUUUGGUGAUAACGAUGCGAACGGCCAAGAUCAUCCCGCUUUUCAAACUUCCCUUCUGUUCGAUGAUAAUGAGAACUUCCAGAAACACCUGAAAAGUCGAUCAAGUGACAUCAAAGAUACCGUCUCCAAGUUGAUAGCCAACGCACCAAAAGCAACCCAGGAAGUGUCGGAAUUACAGAGUCAAUUGACUAAGAAAUUAGCUGAAGAGAGGGUGACCAUAGUCGAGCUGGAGAAGGCUAUAUCCGAAAGACAACAAUUCGAGGAACAGUUAGAGGCUGCUUCUCUGCGGUAUAUGAUGGCCGAGAAGAAGCUUGAUCGGGCAAGAAGUAUGACAGUCGCCAAACUGGAAAAGCAAUAUAUUCUUGGCGCGUCACGACCCGGAGCAGAUGGACCGUCAUCUGCAACCCGCGAAGAGACUGCAACACCAGUCAACGGCGCUGCAUCCACUCCCGAGAAAAGCUCAGACCUGGAAGAAGCAUACAACAAAACUUUGGCCAUAUCUCGAAAACAGCGGGAGCAAUUGGACACACUGGAGGCUGAAAAUGCAAAGUUGACAAGUGAUAUUACCGCUCUGAACGUCAAGAAUUCGAAACUCACCGACGACGACUAUGCGCACACGGACCUUUUCAAACAACUCAAAUCGCAAUAUGAGGAUGUGAUUAAACGUGUCAACCAUCUCGAAGCGUUGAAUGUUCAAUUGCGAGAAGAAGCUGGAAAGCUGCAGGCUGAAAGAACCGCAUAUCGAAACAGUAUGGACGCCGAAAAGCAAAAGGAAGUCGAAGAAAAGGAUGCCCAAUUGCAAAAGGCGGAGUCUGAUCUCGCAAGAAUCAGAAAUGCUCGGGACGAAUUACUUGCCGAACAGCAGAUGAGAAAAGCCACCCAGGAACAAGAGUCGACGGCAGCCUCUAAGGCUCAAGAGUUAGCCGCGGCCAGAGAGGCGCAGAUCGAAUCUCUAGAGUCAGAAGUAGAGAGAUUGCGGAUCCAAGUCGAUGGUCUAAAGGACGAUACAGCCGAGCACCUUGAAGGGCUUUCGGUGGAGGAAUUGCGAACGAAAUAUCAGAAUCUCGACCGACAAUAUGCAAUGCUCAAUAAAGAGCUAGCUUCAAUGCAGACCGUUUGCAAGAAGUAUUCAAGCCUAGCAUCACAGAAAGUUGCCGAUAUCAAUGCCCUUGAAGAAAAAGCCCAGCGGUUAGCUGCAGAAAAAUCCAAAGCCGAUCAAAAGUACUUUGCAGCCAUGAAGAGCAAAGAGGCACGGGAUGCUGAAGUACGCACUUUACGACUGCAAAAUUUGAAGAGCUCCGACAUCAUCUCCCAACUCAAAGAUGCUGAGGCCGCCACUCGUUCGCUCGUCGCAAACCUCGAAAAGCAGAUUGCAGAAGGGAAAGAAGCCCUCACAUCUGUAUCGACCAAAUAUCGUGCCUCACAACAACAGAAUACCGAAAAUGUAGUGACUAUAGAUGGUCUGAAGGCGCAGGUCGCCGAACUCAAAUCCCUCAUGACCGCAAAGGACAACACGCUGGCUUCCACAUCGGCCGCUUGCAGAAAAGCCGAGGUGGAGGUUGAGAGUUUAAAAUCAACACUUUCCGAUACAAAGAAGAGCCUGGAAAAUUGGAAGACCAAGUCACUUGGCAAUUCCUCAUCCGAAUAUGAGAUGCUCAGGACUCUUGCACUUUGCACGGUUUGUCGACGCAAUUUCAAGAACACAGCAAUUAAGACAUGCGGCCAUGUCUUUUGCAAGGAUUGUGUGGAAGAGCGCCAAGUCUCCCGGUCACGAAAAUGCCCGAAUUGUAACAAAUCCUUCGGAAGCAACGACUAUAUGCACGUGACACUCUAA
Talaromyces amestolkiae is the source of this 2187-nucleotide messenger RNA. RefSeq lists its product as uncharacterized. The record is from RefSeq and is a predicted model, not a curated record. Gene Ontology annotation, molecular function: ubiquitin protein ligase activity. The transcript has 6 exons. Gene Ontology annotation, cellular component: nucleus; HULC complex. NCBI's taxonomy places the organism in Eukaryota, Fungi, Ascomycota, Eurotiomycetes, Eurotiales, Trichocomaceae. Bases 1 to 2187 code for a protein of 728 amino acids.